Molecule: messenger RNA, 5755 nt
Organism: Eublepharis macularius
Lineage: Eukaryota; Metazoa; Chordata; Lepidosauria; Squamata; Eublepharidae
Gene: HDHD5
Product: haloacid dehalogenase like hydrolase domain containing 5
Exons: 8
Coding region: 44-1363 (439 amino acids)
Biological process (GO): glycerophospholipid biosynthetic process
Cellular component (GO): mitochondrion
Source: RefSeq, a predicted model, not a curated record
CCGGGCCGCUGCCUUAAGUGGAAGAUCCGCGGCAGGCAAGCGGAUGGCUGUGUGCUGCCUGCUCAAUGCGAGCAGAGCAGCGCUCGGGAGAUGGUUGCCCGUGGUUGCCGGGCGAAGAGGGGCUAACUUCGGCCGCCGCCUCUGUAGCCGCCCUGCGGGGAGAGCCCCUGGGGUGAGCCAGCGAACCUCCUCUCCCACUUUUGGAUUCCUCUUUGAUAUCGAUGGGGUGCUUCUACGUGGUCAGCUUGUGAUUCCAGCUGCCAAGAAAGCCUUACAGAAACUCACAGAUUCCAAGGGCCAGUUCUGCGUACCAGUUGCAUUUGUAACCAAUGCUGGGAACUGCUCUCGUGAUGGCAAAGCUGAAGAGCUAUCCAAUGCUCUGGGAUUUAAGAUUUCUCCUGACUGGGUGAUCCUCUCUCACAGCCCGUUGCGUCUCUUCCACACGUUCCAUAACAAGCGCAUAUUGGUGUCUGGCCAGGGACCUGUGGCACAAAAUGCCAAGGACCUGGGAUUCCAGCAUAUUGUUACCAUUGAAGAUGUAAGGAAGGCCUUUCCUUUGCUUGAUAUGGUUGAUCAAAGCCGGAGGCCAAAAGAACUGCCUCCUCCAACCACUGAUUUCCCUGCCAUAGAGGGGAUAGUUCUAUUUGGGGAGCCAGUCCGGUGGGAAACAUGCUUGCAGUUGAUUAUUGAUGUGCUCCUCAGCAAUGGGAAUCCGGGAGCUGACCUUUCUACUGUGCCAUACCCACAUCUGCCUAUCCUGGCCUGCAACAUGGAUCUUUUGUGGAUGGCAGAAGCUAAAAUGCCAAGAUUUGGCCAUGGCACUUUUCUUCUGUGCCUGGAGAGCAUUUACAAGAAAAUGACGGGCAAGGAGCUGAAGUACGAGGCCCUAAUUGGCAAGCCCAGCACAGUCACUUACCGCUAUGCUGAGCACAUUAUCAAACAGCAGAUGGAGUGCCAUGGCUGGAUGUCCCCUCUGCGGCAACUAUACGCUGUUGGAGACAACCCAAUGGCUGACAUUUAUGGCGCAAACCUCUACAACCGUUACCUCCAGGCUCAGGCUGAAGUAAGUGUGACUGCAAUGGUUGCCGAUAUCCAGGGCAAGGAACGUCACGCACCAAAGGAAGAUUCUGACGUCUCGCUCAGCUGUGUUCCAAGCUGCCAGUCUAUCCUGGUCUGCACUGGAGUCUACAGUCGCCAUGGAGACAUGCCCGCUGACUGUAACGAGAGCACAGUGGAGACUGUAUUCCACGGGCAUCGGGACUUCCAUUUUGACCCCGACCUGGUGGAGGCUUCUCAUGUUGUGCGUGAUGUGAAUGAUGCAGUAGAACUUGUCUUUCAGAAAGAGAACUGGGAAAGAGAGUGACUCACCCACUGUUGGCACCUAACUUGGGGACACAAAGGUAGAGCUCAGUUCAUUCUUUAACCCAAGACAAAGUAAAAGAAAAUUCUCCUCUUGUGUGUUUUGUGGGAGUUGUAAAAAAAAAAAAAAAAGGCAGAACCUAGAUCCUUAUCUUUGGCAGCAAAAGACUGGUUAGGGCACUUAUACUACCUGACUUGAAAUCCUGGCAUCAGUUACCAGGUUAAAAUGCUAGUUCUUUGUUUGAAUAAGUUCAGCAAUAAAAAGAAUUGGUCUGUCUACUUGCAAGGGCCAAGCCAUUGCCGUUAAGGGCUUUUUGUAUCUUGUCUUUGUCCCCAGUACAGUCAGCUGACCACAGUUCUGUUAACCCAGUUUUUGGAUAAAACUGACUUCUUUGCCAAAGGACAAUGGGAGGUUUUGGUACCAUUUCUACAUCCCAUCUAAAUGCUUUUACGUGUUCUGGUGUGUGCUUUACCAGAGCCAUCAAACCUUUCCACAAGGGUCGCUUCACAUUUUGGAAUCUGCCUCUUCCAAAUGUGCCUGUGGGUACUUGAAGUGUGCAAGUACUUAAUGGAUGUUAAAGGAAUUGAUUUAUAGAAACCCUGUACCUGAAAAUCGUGUGCAAACCCUUGUAUUAAAGCAGAAUAAGUGGGGAGCUAUGAGACUCACCCUUCCUCCCUUUGCUCGCUUGCCUAUGUGCUGUCAGGCGUGCAGUUCCCCGAAGGGUCCAGCUAAAGUCAGAGGGGAGGGGAAAUCUCACUUGCUUCCUCCUGACCACUCUGCUUCCCCCUUGCUCCUUUGCCAGAAUCCUGCCCUCCUUCUCCACCCUUCCUGCCAGUCCUCUGCUUGCCGUGCAGUCACGUUGGUGGAGGUGGCAGCAGGCGAACACACCUGCCUACAGCCACGCUGCCUCAGGGGCUUCUGUGCUUAAUCCUCUGGCCUCCUACUUCCAAUGCUGCUGGUGGCUUCCCCUGCCCACCUGCCUGCAUGCCUCUAGCAUGGCUUCCUCAACUGCGGUGCAAAAGGAGGCCUCCAGCUCAUUUCUCACCUGCGCUAGUGCAGAGAAUGAGUUGUUUGUACAUGUACAGACAAAUGUAGUCUGUUUUUAAUUUUUUUUUAAAAAAAAAAAUUAUCCCCCUUUUAAGGCUUGUAAUUUUCCUGCAAAUCUGGGUAUCCUCCCAGGUUCAUUUUUUUUUAAAAAAAAAUCUCAUUUCACCCUAUAUGGCCCCAAUCCACAGAUUUAAGUAUCCACAAAUGGGGCCAAGUUGAAGAUGGAUAUAUUGAUACUGCUUCACUGGACAAAGUGAAAGCAGUAUAGCUGGUAGGCAUAACCCUCAAGAAUCUCAAGUAGGCAUGAUAAUUAAAUCCUGCCCUCAGGGUUGCCCCCCAACCUCUUCAUCUUGUCUUCCCCAAAAUACUUAUUUUGGCUUGCUGCCAGCUGUGUGUGUCACUGUCCUUUCUAUUCUUCCAUAGCCUGUGUGUCUUGGCAUACUGAUCUUGGUGUGCAGGCAUUGAUGAGAUGCUAGGGGUGAGGUUCACAGAUCGGCUGUCUGGUGAUAACAGCAUUAUUCAUUUUUCAGUUACCCAGUGCAAGAGAAAUGACACAUACCAAAUCCUAAAGCAAAUGGAUUUAAUCUAUUUUAAGAGCAAACACAAGAGCAAACACGUGCAUGUGUUCCUUUUUUUCCUUCUUCCCCAAUAGCAAUAUUAACUCUGUACAAAACAAACCUUUCCCCUUAAAAUAAUGAGAUUAUGGUCUGGUUUGUGGUAAUUCCAGAUGGUGUUCUAACAUCCUCUGACUCAGGGUGAUGUGGGGUACUGUGGCAAUUUCCCUUAGAAAUCAGGGGCUUGGACCCUGAGUUGUGCAUGCACAGCAGUGAUAUCUUGUUCAUAUGCUGUCACAGAGAUCUAACAGAAGGCGUCUGUAGAUGGCGCUUUUUGUGCAAAGGGUUCAGCGGGGUGGCCUGUGCAGAAACCUUGGAGGGGGCAGUCAAGCUUAUAGGCUGUGAUAUGGAAAGCCUUCAUUCUGUAUAGUAUAAAAUGUGCUAGGAUAUUUUUUAUAUCAAAAGACCCUCUUCAGUAAUAGCAAGGCUCAAAUACAAAGGGUGAUGGAGAAAGGUACACAUUUUGCACCAAGAUUAUUGUAUUGGCUUGACUGGGAGAUACUCCUAUUUCAUGUUAAUCUAUAAACAAAGUCCCACAUUCUCACCUUCAGUAGAGUAGGUGGUGGCUAUGUAACAUGAGCAAUAUCGUCUCUUUCUUAUACCUCUGUAAUUCAUCAAGUGCUAUUUGUUGUAAUGGGAGAUCAGUAUGGCACAGUUAGCUUUGGGCUCUCAACUCUUCCUGCUACUUGGUGUUGAAUUCUUCUCAUAUAGAGGAGAGCUCUUCAAGAAGGACGUUCUUCUCCCAAUGAAAACUGCAAGCUUAGUUCUCUAUUGCCCAUAUUCUUUUUUCCCAUCUAGGCCUCAAUAGAUUAUCAACACGUGAGAUUGUACCUUUUGGCUUGAUUUUUGGAAAAGCUUCAUAUGUCUUUAAGGUAUGGGUGGUAUGGAUUGUUACCUCCUAUUUGCCAUAACUAAUGUUAUACUUAAUAAAUAACUACUUAUUAUGUUCUUUUCUGGGCAGAAAAUCCUUUUGAAGUUUCUGGCAAAGGCUUGUUUUUAUACUUACAUCGUCAGUUGUAUUGAGGACAGCUAGCAGUUAGCAUGUUGGGUGAGAAUCAGGUUCAAAUCAUCACUUGGCCGUGACACUCUCUGCAUGAUCUUUGCUAACCAUUCUCUUACAGCCUAGUCUACUCCAAAGGGUUGUUGUGAAAAUAAAAUAAGUGAUGGGACAGCCAUGGGUGCCAUCUUGGCCAAAGGGUGAGAGAGAUGCUUGGCCUAAGAAUUUGCCAGGCAUUAGCCAAAAACAGUUUUGUUGUCCACACAUUUACAUUUGGGGUGCCGUACAAUGAAGUAUUAGUGCACUGAAAAUCGUCAGAAAGAUUGGCUAAGUCAAAAGGAGCAGUAUUAUGUCUUGUGCACAGAGAGAGAAUUUGUGUAGCACCUGCAGCCAAGUGCUGUGUACAAACAGACAAUGGAUAUUUGGAUCUGCUGGCAGAAUUACAGAGAAGCCAAGAGGUAAAAAAUAGAUAGUAAGGAAGAAAAAAUCAGAGGCUCAAAUAAAAGAGAACUUUGGCACAAAAAACAAGUGUUCAUUUUUUAAAAUAUAGAAUGGGAAGAAAGAGGUAGACAAAACAGAAUCCCAUGGGGGAAAGAUGCAAAUAUAGAUACGAUGCUGUAUGUCUGAUCUAACAGUUCAAAUAAUGGCUCCUCAGCCACUUCAUGUUGGGAAACUUGGAGGGGGAGCAGGCUUAAAUCCUCCUUUCCCCAAUAAUGUAGCUGUUAUUGGACUUGGGCCUGUGUAUGAUUUAAAAGAAAUGCUGGGAAGCUUUGUGCAUAGAACAUCCAAUGUGGUGAAUAGUUGAGCUUUGGACAAAGGAACUGAGUAAGAGAACAUAUUUGGGCUAGCGGGUGGCAAAGCAUCAACAGAAAAGAGAGGGGAGAAAAGGAAUAAAUGUGGGCAAAAGGAUGCAACCAGUAUUUUAAAAGUGAAUACAUGCUGAAGAAAGAAAGUUGGUGAAGAGAAGCUGGAAUAAUAGAGACAAGGAAACUAGGAGACCAGAGUGAAAUGUAUUCCUGUGAGCGUCCAAUGAAUUAAAAUACCCCCCCCCCCCCCGUUACCUUGCACUGGUUUCUUCCCCUUUGUGACACUGGUUUGGGUGUACUGCAGUUCUUCUUAAGUAUGUCAUCCCACCUUCUAAUCCGGAAAGAUUUUUCUCUCCUGCUCGUCAUAAUUGGUGCCUACGUGUGCUCUGUUUUACUAGCCUAAAACCGCCUUAUUCUCCUUUUGUGUUUUGCCUUCUGGGACUGCCAGCUCCUGACAGCUGUAGCUAGAUGUAAUUAGGGCUUUUAGCGCCUGUGCUUUAUUUUAAGCAUUUCUCCCCCUCAAACCUUCCAGUCUCCUCUGUUUUCCUUGACAAACCGUAUGUGGAGUGUGUGUGUGUAUUUCAUUGCUCAUUGCUUCUUCAUGCAAUUUUAAGAUGCUUACAUAAUAUCCAGUUGAAACGCCCUGGCUUUGUUUUUUUUCAAUUUCACCAAAAAGAAAAUAUUCUGAAUUUGUCCUUGAAGGGUCUGACUUGGGUUCCGAUGUACUGGACCCAGCUGAUUAUGCCAUUAGACACAAGGCAGGAAGCAGCCAGGCACCCCUUCUAUCAUGCCUGGAUCUGAUAAUAUCCCUCUCUAAGCACCAUUUGCACUGAACUUUAACAUAACUUGUAUUUUUUAUUCCUGUAAUCUGCUUUUUCCAGCCAAUUUUGGCUCAAAAAUAGGAUCAAUAAACUAAUUCAAAGCUAAGAAA